This is a messenger RNA of Gloeophyllum trabeum ATCC 11539, 2020 nucleotides long. RefSeq lists its product as uncharacterized. The record is from RefSeq and is a predicted model, not a curated record. Lineage: Eukaryota; Fungi; Basidiomycota; Agaricomycetes; Gloeophyllales; Gloeophyllaceae. The transcript has 7 exons. Gene Ontology annotation, molecular function: poly(A) binding. Gene Ontology annotation, cellular component: cytoplasm; nucleus. The coding region runs from base 41 to 1798 and encodes 585 amino acids. Gene Ontology annotation, biological process: regulation of mRNA stability.
GCUUGACCGCCACUUGUGACUCUACGACUUGCUUCAACUUAUGGCUUUUGGUCUUACAAUCGGUACAGAGCGCGCUACUGCUCUUCAGAAUUCCAUCCAAGGUGAGCUCACGAAACGAGGGUUUAGCGCCGAUGCAGACCCGGUUAUGGCGGAAUACAUUACCAUUAUGAUUAUAAAUAACAAGACGCCAGAACAAAUUUCGUCCGAAUUGGAGGAUUUGAUAGGAUCCGACUUUGACCGCAGCUUUACCGACUGGCUGUUCGCCGAAGCUGCGAAAGGCGCGCCCGAGCCCGAAGGUUCCCCAGCGACGCAAGUCCCAGCCAUCCCUGUUCCUGCCCCUGCCACAGCCUCCUCGGAGCCAUCGUCCAACCGCGAAGCCCCUCCACACCUUCCCAGCGACCCAUCACGCCGACCACCAAACGGCCCGCGGCAGGGCGCCCCACCACUCUACCAACAAGCGUUGUCCCAAAUCUCCCCAGGACAGAAGCGCACAGCGUCCGCACGUUCCCCUUCGCCGCCUGGGUUCCAACCGAACAAGUCGCGCCGCACGGAACCGCCCUCAGGACCCCGCGCGAUGGCGCAGGGCCAGGGCCCACGGAGCCUGCUCGAGCGAAUGGGGGGCCGCGCCAACCGCGCCGCCAACGGCCGUAUGAACGACGAGAUCCAGGCGCGCAUUGACAACAUCACCGCGCGCUCGCCUGAGCCGAACGUGAUAAUGGGCGGUGCGCCGGGGGCGUUCCCAGGCGGGAUGGACAUGAACGCGGUAAUGGCGAUGGGCAACCCGCUGAUGCUCCAGGAGAUGAUGAUGAACCAGAUGGCGCUCAUGACGCAGAUGGCAGGCGCCAUGGGCAUCCUCAACCCCAACCCAGCGCAGUUCAUGAACGGCGCGUUCCCGCCGGGGAUGACGCCGGAGAUGUUCGCGCAGAUGCAGGGGAUGCAGCAGCAGAUGGGAAACAUGGGGAAUGGCCAGGCGCAGCGGGGUGGUCGGCCGACGCGAGGGCGAGGCGGAAAGAGGGGAGGCUUUGCGGGGCCUGUAGAUGGUGCCGCGUCGGAAGGUGCUGCCCCUGCCCCUGCCCCUGCUAUCGUUGCCCCUACGCCACAGACUGCUGUUCCUGCCGUUGCAGCACCGGUGGUCGCGCCCGUGCCGGUUCCUUCGACGUCAGUGACAUAUACAUCUUCGAGAGCUGGAUUUGUAGUGCCUGAGCGCCCGCAGUCGCCUACUCUCUGCAAAUUUGCAUUGAAGUGCACGAAUCCGUUGUGCAGAUACUCGCAUCCUUCACCUGUGGCGACGCCCGAGAGCGGUGUUGUGCUUAGCAAUGAAGCCUGUGAAGCCGGGAAGAACUGCAAGGAUAAGGAUUGCAUCAAGGCACAUGUCAGUCCUGCUACCCUGACUGCUGCAGACACUAUUAAUCCCAAACCCCGCCCGUACGUCCACCCCACACGACCGGGCCCGGACAAGGGCCACUUCGCACAACCAUGCCGCUUCGGCGCCGGCUGCACGCGCGCAACGUGUCCCUUCCAGCACCCGGAAGGCCGCGUGCUCCCGAAUUCGUUCCACAAAGGCCUGUCCUCGUCGGCGCCGGUGAUUAAUGUCCACACGCCGGAGACGGGUUCGAUAGGCGGCCCCAGCCCACACAGAAGCGUCACGUUUAACAAAGGCAACACUGCGGAGGAAUUGGAGAAGAGGAUGAAGGAGUUGGAGGAGAGGAAAAGCCAGGCGGAGGCAGCGGUGAAACGAGCUGAGGCUGCCGCUGCGAGCAAAAAAGACGAGAAUAAGCCUGUGCCUGUUGCUUCGUGAGACGUCUUCUUGUAUUCCAUCUGCCUGCCCUCCAAGCGUCUGUUGCCCAAUGUCACUGUAAUUUACAUAUCUCGUCUGUAGUCUCUUCGGACUGUCUACCAGCGACCAUCAGUUGUGGCUUUUAUCCGUAGCUCGUGUCUUUUACUCGUCCCCCUCGUCUAUUGCUAGCAGAAAUAGUUGGGAAUUGUAAUAAAGCGAAACAAGGUCUGCUCACAAUCACCC